This is a messenger RNA of Cimex lectularius (bed bug), 3699 nucleotides long. It is a transcript of the gene POSH, whose product is annotated as E3 ubiquitin-protein ligase SH3RF1. Gene Ontology annotation, biological process: positive regulation of proteasomal ubiquitin-dependent protein catabolic process; protein ubiquitination; positive regulation of JNK cascade. NCBI's taxonomy places the organism in Eukaryota, Metazoa, Arthropoda, Insecta, Hemiptera, Cimicidae. The coding region runs from base 274 to 3585 and encodes 1103 amino acids. The transcript is spliced from 21 exons. The record is from RefSeq and is a predicted model, not a curated record. Gene Ontology annotation, molecular function: ubiquitin protein ligase activity; protein binding.
GGUUAGUCUGCCGUCUCAUUCAACUCUCGCUGGACCGUAAUGCCUUACGCGUUUUUGUCUUAAUAGUUUCUUCUUUUUUUCUUCUAUUUCUUCCCAACUCGACCCCGGCACCUUUUCUUCUGAAAACGACCGAUGAAGGAUUUCAGCCGAUACGAACCAACGCUGUGCGGAUAUUUCAAAUUGCAGCUAAUGAUGAGCCCUUGAAUGAUAGUUAAGAUGGACUACUUCAUUUUUUCACCAUCCAUUUAAGGAUAAUAACAGCAGGACACCAUAAUGGAAGAAUGGAGACUGUUAGAUGAUUUACUAGAGUGUUCCGUCUGUUUGGAACGCUUAGAUACUUCCAGUAAAGUACUCCCAUGCCAGCAUACAUUUUGCAAAAAGUGUCUCGAAGAAAUUUUCAAAACUCAACAUGAGUUGCGAUGUCCUGAGUGUAGAACCUUGGUGGAAAUCAAAAUCGACGAUUUACCGCCGAACGUUCUUUUGGUCCGAAUUUUGGAAGGUAUACGAAAUGCUCCAGACCACUCUGGAAGUAGCAGUAAGAAACGGAACCAAGGGACGAGGAAAAGAGAAACAAAAAAAACUAUACACGAUCCAGCCCAACAACCACUGUCUCAGCAGCAAACUCAACCCCAAACUCAGCAAGCAACACAACCACCACAGUACCAUCUUCCUUGUGCUAGGGCAAUUUAUGAUUACACUCCAAAAGAACCUGGGGAUUUGACAUUUGAAAAAGGUGAUUUCAUUUUAUUAAAGCAAAUGCUAAACAAUAACUGGUACCAUGGUGAAGCAAAUGGAAAAGUUGGAACAUUCCCUAUUAGUUAUGUUCAGAUAAUUUGUCCACUGCCUAAUCAACAAACACAAGGAACACAACCACUGCAAUACCAUCUUCCUUGUGCUAGGGCUAUUUAUGACUACACGUCAAAAGAACCUGGGGAUUUAACAUUUCAAAAGGGUGAUUUCAUUUUAUUAAAACACAUGAUAAACAAUAACUGGUGCCAUGGGGAAGCGAAUGGAAAAAUUGGAACGUUUCCUAUUAGCUAUGUCCAGGUGAUUUGUUCACUCCCCACUCAAAAUCCUAAUCAACAACAGCAAUCGCAAACACAGCCACCACCACAUCUUCCAUGUGCUAGGGCCCUUUAUGAUUAUUCAUCAAAAGAACCUGGGGAUUUGUCAUUUGAAAAAGGUGAUUUUAUUAUAUUAAAACAAAUGAUAGACAAUAAUUGGUAUCAGGGAGAAGCAAAUGGAAAAAUUGGAAAAUUUCCUAUGAACUAUGUCCAGGUGAUUUAUUCCCUUUCUCCUCCAAUACCACAGUGCAAAGCGCUAUAUGACUUCAAAAUGGGUAAUGAUGAUGAAGAAGGAUGUUUAGCAUUUAAUAAGGGUGAUAUAAUUAAAGUGUAUCGUCGUGUAGAUGAAAAUUGGGCCGAAGGAGCACUCGGAUCCCGUAUCGGAAUCUUUCCUUUGGCUUUUGUAGAAUUAAAUGCGUUAGCUCAAAUUGUAGUAAAAACUCCGAAAGAAAAAGGUGUACACUUAAGUCACUAUCGAAAAGUACCUGCCCAGCCAUCAGAGGGAAACAGUUUAACCCCACCAAUACCCGCUCAGCAAACAAUUACUGCCAACGAAGCUAUGUAUUCUUCUAUUUCAUCAUAUCAAGCAGAUACAUCUGGCCUUCUUUCAGUUUCUGAUUCAAGUGCAGCCAAUUUAACUUCCCCUCCGAUUACAACGUCCAGUUCGAAUUCAGUCCCCACCACAUCGACAUCUUCAAGUUCCCACAGCUCUCCAAUAUCUCCUCCUCAUGUUUCAAAUUUAGUCGCUGCCGGCCCCAAUAAACGACAUUCGUUCGGUUCUUCUGUGCAAAAUGAAACACCAGGAAAAUCUAAAAGGCAUUCGGCAGAAAUAUUAAAUCCACCUGAAAGUUCGCAGCCACAGAGUUUACCACCUGAAAAUACUGGAAAAGCUAGCAAUUCUAAGGUUGAAUUAGAGCGACAGGGAAGUCAAAGAAGAAAUACAGAUCACGUGCCAUCUCCACCACCUCUGCCACCUCCACCGCCACCACCUCCUCCACCCAUUCAAGGACUUCAAAUCCAUCAAUACCCGAUGGAUUUACUUGCUACUUAUGUAGCAUUGUAUCCUUAUAAGCCACAAAAAGGUGAUGAACUAGAACUGAAACGAGGUGAUCGAUAUAUAGUUACGGAACGCUGCCAAGAUGGUUGGUUUAAAGGAACAAGUGCUGUUAGUUCCAAAUCUGGUGUUUUCCCUGGCAAUUAUGUGGCACCCCUUGGAAGUACACAUGCUACGAGACCUCAGAUUCCUGGACUUUACCGUAUUGCUAAAAAUUCGAGCCCAAGUUCAGCAAAUAACGGAGUACCUCCUAUUGAACGGCCCACCAUUUGUAGUAAACUUCUUCAAGGAGGAAACCAAAAAUCCCUUGAAGGCGGUGAAAUGACAAGAACCUCUCCUCAAGUUGAAGAACAGUCAUCAACCGUUGUGCCGCCACCAAACGUAUCUGUUCAGGCAGUACUCAACAAGGCUAAUGAAAAGGUAAAAGAAAAAAAAGAGAAGGGAGUUGGCCUUAUGCGUAGACUUGCAAGCAUGAAGAAAUCGAAAUCACCACCACCAACUCCUUAUUCCAUGGACAAUCCGGUGUUUGAGGAUUCAUCAAUGCUCCUUUCACAGCCUAUUCACAUAAGGUCUGGAUCCUGCCCUAACCAACUUCUUGGUACAAACAGCACAAGUGAUUCACCAGCAAUAAACUACCCUAGGAUUUUGAGCCAGUCUAAUCGUUCUAAGCAUAUAGAAAGGCCUUCUAUUAGUAGAAUUUCUCCUAGGACGUUUACUAAUGAAUCAAGUGUUUCCGUUCAGCAUAGAAAGUCUCAUUCAAUGGACACCAACUCGAGCACAUCACACGAUGUCAGCCCUCAAAUUCCAAACCAGUAUUUUAAGCCCCUCCUAACCAAUGAUGUUCCUAGUACUUCUACUUCGCAGUGCGCCCCAAGUGCAUUACAAAACAAAUUACCUCCGGGAGCACCGGACUUAAAGCCAAGAAAAGUCCUUUCUUCGGUGGAAAAUCCAACUUCAAUCCCUGUGCCGCCUGCAGGUGAUAACCCGUUACCAGAAUGUCACACGCAAGAUGACAAAAGGAAAUCUGACAUUCAGUUAAUUAAAAUUGAAGAUGCAAAAUCAGCAGAUAAUAAACACCCAAAAGUUUAUGAGCUGUUAUCACAGGUGAUGAGUCAUUCUUUUCCUGUGCCGUCUCCUCGAAAAGUGCCUGAAAAAACAUCCCAAUUGAAGCCUCAGCCAAGUGAUUCCUCGGGCAAAAAUUAUGCAAGGCAAUGCGCUAUUGCAAAACGGAUUCUUUCAAAUACAUGGAAUUCACAUGAACGUAUGCCAUCACCGCCCAAAACCUUACCAAAAGAGCGAGUUCGUUGCAUUGUGCCAUAUCCCCCAAAUAGUGAAUUUGAGUUGGAAUUGGAACUUGGCGAUGUGAUAUAUGUUCACAAGAAAAGAGAAGACGGAUGGUACAAGGGGACACAAGAACGCACCGGGCGCACUGGAUUAUUUCCCGCAAGUUUUGUUCAGAGCUUCUGAGACCCACUUCAUACCCUUCUUGAAACCUCGAUUUAGUAGGAAGAAGGGUAUCUAUUGUAGGGUAAAAUGUUAUUUAAAAAAUUUAAAAAAAAAAGAAAGUUACUUUUUUUGCAA